AUGUCCCAGUCUACUUCUUCGGUCCAACCUAGUUACGAUUUUCUUGCGCAAGCGCCAUCCCCAGCCGCCCCGCCACAGCAACGAUUGUUGCCGGUGGGGAUGAAAGCCAGUCAUUCAACUGAGGGCCUAAGAUCGGAACUGAACACGGUGCGAUACGAAUUGUCAACGUUGCAAGAUGAGCGGGAGCUCGAGAGAAUCCGACAUGAGAAGGAACUUAGAGUUCUAGAAGCUAAGUGCGAAGAGCAGGCGAAACGGGCAGAUUCCGUAGAGAGCGACAAAACCUACCUAUUCAACAGACAAAAAGAGCUAUCGGAGAAAUUAGAGAAGGUGAAGGAUCAAGCAACCAACCAGAAGGUUGACCUCGAGCGCCAAGUCCGAUGGUUAAAAUCAGAGAACACCGAUUUGAAGGAACAGGUUUGCGACAAACAAGGUGACAUACAAUCCCAGGACCGACAGUACCGGCGCUAUGUAGAGGAGCUUAAGACUAGGAACGAGUCCCUCGAGAAAAUGAAUAGCGAACUCAAAGGAGACCUCGAGACCAAGAGCCACAGUUUACAGGAAACAGAAACAAAGCUUGCUUCAAAAGAGACUAAAAUAAGUAAUCUGGAGACAGAGCUCCUAAGAGUGAAGGCACAAACAGGGGACCUAGAAACAUUAAAGAUUCUUAAAAAGGAGCUUUCUGAGCAAGUCACACAUAUCAGAACAUUAGAAAGUACCAAUAGAAAACUUUCAUCGGAAGUUAAGCAACUGCGAGAUUAUAACAAGUCAAUCGAGAUAUUAGAGGAGGAAAAACAGUCUUUGGAAGUUAAAGUCAGACUGUUGGGUGAAGUUAGACAAGAGCUUGCGGAAACUCAGCUUCGUGUCUCAAUUCUCCAAGAUGAGAAGAACUCGUGGGGCAGCUUCUUUGAGAGUGAGGGGCUUGAGUUUGACUCCCCAGAGAGCCUUGCUCGGGCUCUCAUACAAGAGCGCUUAGAGAAAGCUAGCCUGCUGGAGCAGGCUGGACGUAUUAAUCCUGAGCUAGUACAAAAGGAAACUCUAAUCGAAGAGCUUGAGGGAAAUAUUCGUAGCUUGAGAGAGGAGCUAGAAAAGAUGGGCGAGACUGCCUCCAGAGAUACUAAAGCAAGAACCCGUUUGGAAAGACAACGCGCCCUAGCAUUGAAAGAAGCACAAUUCCUACGAGAACAACUACAGUCUUUCUCAACCGAAGAAACCACAUAUAUGCAAGGAAACUACGACGAGCAGAAGGCCAAGCGAAUAGAGGAGCUUGAGAAGAUGUUGGAGAAGUAUAAGAAGGAGAAUGAUGUAUUAGUAGCAGAGUUAACUAAACGGGAAGGGACAGAUAUAGGGGAGAUCAUGGGCAGGAAACGACAUAGAGAGGAAGACGGAGCGGAGAACGAAAGAAACGGGGAAUUGGUUCGAAAGAACCGACAUCUGCAAGAUGAAAUAAUUCAACUCCGCAACACUAUCCUUCUAUCAAAGAAGGAAAUAGAUUCACUUCAUAUUCGACUCGAGUCACUCGAAAAAACCUCUACACGGAUUUUACAACUGAAGGACAAUCCCACUAGCCGAGAAGAGGCGAUCAAAGUUGCUACUCUCGACUCUCUUAGAAAAGAGAAUGCCUCUCUCCUCGCACAAGUAGAGGAGCGGACAGAUCAGAUUGGCAAGGUUAUCCCAAUUCACACUCUCAACAAUCUCCGGGGCGAGAUGGAGGCCAUGGAAAAGGUUAUUGGCGAGAAGGAAAAACGGAUGACCCGUCUGAAGGAGAUCUGGACGGCUAAGUCUUUGGAGUUCCGUGAGGCAGUCUAUUCGCUUCUCGGGUAUAAGCUGGACUUUCUACCGAAUGGAAGGGUUCGGGUGACCCACAUGUUUGCGGGCAAUGAAGAUCAGAGCAUUGAAUUUGAUGGGGAGAAGGGGACUAUGAAGGUUGCUGGUGGACCAGAUAAACAGUAUGAGAAAACAACAAGAGCUCAGAGGAUGUAGGAGAAGGGUGGAAACAUGUAUCUAUUGAGGCGUUUUUUUUCUUUUUUCCUUUUGUAUUUCUACGAUGGGCUGUGGGCCCUUGAAGCCUUGGUGGCUUCCCUUGGGAAAGCCUGGAUGGGCCCCAUGGUUUUAGCAUCACAUUGAUAUGAUUAAUCUAGAGCUACAAUCGAAGUAGCUGUCAUCUAGGCCA
Molecule: messenger RNA, 2170 nt
Organism: Tuber melanosporum (Perigord truffle)
Lineage: Eukaryota; Fungi; Ascomycota; Pezizomycetes; Pezizales; Tuberaceae
Exons: 8
Coding region: 1-1980 (659 amino acids)
Biological process (GO): attachment of mitotic spindle microtubules to kinetochore; mitotic spindle assembly checkpoint signaling
Cellular component (GO): mitotic spindle; nuclear envelope; kinetochore
Source: RefSeq, a predicted model, not a curated record